Molecule: messenger RNA, 2151 nt
Organism: Cavenderia fasciculata
Lineage: Eukaryota; Evosea; Eumycetozoa; Acytosteliales; Cavenderiaceae
Gene: culD
Product: cullin
Exons: 9
Coding region: 1-2151 (716 amino acids)
Biological process (GO): ubiquitin-dependent protein catabolic process; DNA damage response; protein ubiquitination
Cellular component (GO): Cul4-RING E3 ubiquitin ligase complex
Molecular function (GO): ubiquitin protein ligase binding
Source: RefSeq, a predicted model, not a curated record
AUGUUUUAUUGUGUACAAAAGAUGAAUAUCUUUUCUUCAAACAUUAGUAAUAAUGGAAAUAAUUUUCAAGUAAACUCUUCAUCUGGAGCAGCAGGUGGCAUAGGGACCAUUAAAAAGACACCAAAUAGCAACAACAUACAACCUCAAGUUAAGAAACUUGUCAUCAAAAAUUUAAAAGAUACCUCUAAAGCUUCUGAAAACUAUCAAGUAGAAUCAUGGUCUCAUCUUUCAAAUGCAAUUGACUCUAUCUACAAAAAACAACCAAUCAAACAAACUUUAGAGGAAUUAUAUAGAAUGGUAGAUAAUCUUUGUUCGACAGAAAAAUAUGCAACAACAUUAACUUAUGUUGUCUCAAAGCAUACAAAAUCAAUUUGGGAUAUAGGUUUACAUUAUUUCAAAACAUUUUUAUUAUCAUCUACAAAUUUAGAUAAGAAACUAAGGAUUGGAAUACUAAUCAAUAUUGAAAAAGAAAGAAAUGGUGAAACAAUUGAUAAAGAUCUACUACAUCAUCUGAUCCAAAUGUUGCUAUCACUACAGAUAUAUGAAUCAUUUGAAAAAGAAUUAUUAUCAGAGACUAGUAUGUUUUAUUACAAAGAAUCAAAUCAUUUAAUCAACGAAUAUGAGACACCUGAAUAUCUCAAACAUGUAAAUAAUAGAAUUGCAGAAGAAAAUACAAGAUCUCUUCGAUACAUUGAUCCGUCUACAAAGAGAGCAAUAAUACAAGUAGUGGAAAAACAAAUGUUGGAACAACAUUUGGAUCGUCUUUUACAAAAAGGCUUUAAUCAAAUGGUAGAGAUGGACAAGAUUGAAGACUUGGAACUACUCUAUUCCCUUUUCACAAGAGUCAAUGGAUUGAGUAAAUUAAAAAGUGCAUGGGGUCAAUAUAUAAAGACAGCUGGUGCCUCCAUGCUAGCAGACACUGAAAAAGACUCGAGCAUGAUUGAAGAUUUAAUCAUAUUUAAAGAUCGAAUGGAUCACAUUCUCAAUAUCUCCUUUUCAAAAAAUGACCAACUAAACUAUUCUUUUAAGGAAUCUUUUGAACAUUUCAUCAACACUAGACAAAACAAACCUGCAGAACUAAUAGCAAAGUUUAUUGACUCUAAACUUCGCUCUGGUAGCAAGGGUAUUAGCGACGAUGAACUUGAAAUGGUUUUAAACAAGGCAUUGGCUUUAUUUAGAUUUAUUCAAGGAAAAGAUGUAUUUGAAGCUUUUUAUAAAACAGAUCUAUCCAAAAGAUUGUUGAUGGAUAAGAGCAUGUCAAUCGAUGUCGAGAAAUCUGUCGUUUUAAAACUUCGAAAUGAAUGUGGUACAGUCUUUACUGCCAAAUUGGAAGGAAUGUUUAAUGAUAUAGAAUUAUCAAAUGAAAUUAUGGCUUCUUUUAAAGAGUGCAUGGCCUACACUGAACACAUCAAAAAUAUAGAAAUGAACGUAUUUGUUUUGGCCUCUAGUAAUUGGCCUCAAUAUACUCCAUUAAAUGCAAACUUACCAACUCAGUUUCUAGAGUACCAAGAAAUGUACAGAAAGUUUUAUUCAUCAAAAUAUCCCAAUAGAAAAUUAAUUUGGCAAAACUCUUUAGGUCAAUGUGUUUUAAAAUGUUUCUUUCAAAAUGGUAAAAAAGAUACAAUUUCAUCACUUUUACAAACAGUCGUAUUAUUACUAUUUAACAAUUUGAACCAAGAUGAAGAGAUUACUCUUGGUAAGAUUCAAGAAUUAAGUGGCAUCGAAUUGGAAGAACUAAAAAGACAUAUGAUGCCUCUUAUCAAUUCAAAUACACGAAUCCUAUCGAGAAGAUCCAAGAACAAAUCAAAAAUAUUGGAAAUUGACGACCUUUUCUCGUUCAACAAAGACUUUACACACAAACUCACUCGUCUAAAGGUCAAUGCAUUACAAGCCAAAGAGACUGUUGAAGAGAACAAAAAGACAAACGAAGCUAUUAUCCAUGAUCGUCAAUAUCAAAUUGAUGCAGCCAUUGUCCGCAUCAUGAAGGCGAGAAAGACUCUAACACACAACCUUCUCAUGAGUGAACUGUUCCAACAACUUCGAUUCACUCCAAAACCAGUGGAUCUUAAAAAGAGAAUUGAAUCGUUGAUCGAGAGAGAAUAUCUUGGCAGAGAUCAAAACAAUCCAAUGAGUUACCAUUAUUUAGCCUAG